Messenger RNA from Fibroporia radiculosa, 453 nucleotides. RefSeq lists its product as uncharacterized. The record is from RefSeq and is a predicted model, not a curated record. The coding region runs from base 1 to 453 and encodes 150 amino acids. The transcript is spliced from 2 exons. Lineage: Eukaryota; Fungi; Basidiomycota; Agaricomycetes; Polyporales; Fibroporiaceae.
AUGGCCGCGGGCAUGGCUGCUGCAGCAUCAGCGUCGGGAGUCAUGGGGUUGGUGACGCGGGAGGAGGCGCACAGCCUAGUAGCAGAGAUCUUCCGAGAAACUGCAGUGCUGUAUCUCAACUCGGUUUUGAGUGAAGCCUUCCCUGGCGUGCCAGAGACGAGUGGUUCCCUGGGGAAGCUCGUGCAUCUGCUUAACCAGCUUUCUCCAUCGGAUUUCGACCGCGCUAUCGUCUUCCCAUUGUUCCUCAUGGGCUGCAUGUCAGAAGACCCGGGGUGGCGCGAGGGUGUGAAGCAGCGGUUGCGGUUUUUAGAUGAUACCUUUGGGGAUAUAGCGCGUAUUCUUAAGCAGAUGGAUGACAUCUAUGAGGAGCGCAUGACGCGACAACAUGGGAGCCACCCCGUACAGUGGCAGGAGUACUUGCGCUCGCACUGGGCGGUCUCGCUGCUACUGUAG